Nerophis ophidion (straightnose pipefish) is the source of this 4134-nucleotide messenger RNA. RefSeq names its product ankyrin repeat and SAM domain-containing protein 1A-like. The transcript is spliced from 27 exons. The record is from RefSeq and is a predicted model, not a curated record. Gene Ontology annotation, cellular component: cytosol. The coding region runs from base 325 to 3822 and encodes 1165 amino acids. Gene Ontology annotation, molecular function: protein binding. Lineage: Eukaryota; Metazoa; Chordata; Actinopteri; Syngnathiformes; Syngnathidae.
GUGUGCGAAAGAAGGAGCAGUUUCGAGGAAGUGACGGACGCGGCUCGUGGGACUGGCCAGUGGCCAGAGGAAGUUUGCUCCAUGGUGGCGGUGUCGUGCGCCCCAACCAAACUUUUCCCUUUUUUUAGGCGCCAGCGACGCCGUGGAGCUGGCGAACGGGUCGAACACCGCGGGGAGCUUUCCCCCCCACCUCCUCGUUCUAUUUCCAUUUUAACAGCAUUGUGGAAUACUGAAUUGCGAUAGGAGGGGUGUCGCGGAGGAAUUUCACAACCAACCUCCGUCCUACUUCGUCUUUUUAUUUUUUAUUUUUUAAACGCAUCCGCAAUGGGGAAGGAACAGGAGCUCCUCGAAGCGGCGCGUACGGGAAACCUGGCUGCGGUGGAGAAGCUUUUAUCCGGGAAACGACAGUCGGCUGCCACCGGUGGCGGUUCCUACCCGACGGGUGGAAGCAGUAACAGCGGCGGCCACGCUGCCUCCUCGCAUCCCCUCUCCAGCCUGCUCAGCAUAUGGAGAGGUCCCAAUGUGAAUUGUGUGGACAGCACUGGAUACACCCCUCUACACCAUGCCGCCUUAAAUGGACACAGUCAGGUGGUGGAAUUGCUACUACGAAAUGAGGCCUUGACCAACAUAGCUGACAACAAGGGCUGCUACCCUCUGCACCUUGCAGCAUGGAAAGGAGAUGAGUACAUUGUCAGGUUGCUCGUCCACCAAGGACCUUCGCACCGCAGACUCAACGAACAGAGCUCUGUAGACCAUAAAGAGUUCAAACGCUGUGGGCCCUUUGACCCUUAUAUUAAUGCCAAGAACAAUGACAAUGAGACACCGCUGCACUGCGCCGCUCAGUAUGGACACUCACAGGUCGUCCGGCUACUGUUGGAGGAGCUGACAGACCCAACCAUGAGGAAUAACAAAUUUGAGACUCCCCUGGAUCUUGCUGCACUGUACGGCCGCCUGGAGGUGGUCAAGCUGCUUCUCAGCGCCCACCCAAAUCUCCUCAGCUGUAACACCAAGAAGCACACGCCGCUGCAUCUGGCCUCCAGGAAUGGACACCUGUCUGUGGUGGAGGUGCUGCUACAUGCUGGCAUGGACAUUAACUAUGAGACGGAGAAAGGAAGCGCGCUCCACGAAGCGGCCCUAUUUGGGAAGACAGAUGUGGUGCAGAAACUACUCCAUGCAGGUAUCGAUGUGAACAUGUUGGACCAGAAGGGCCUAACAGCGCUGGACACAGUCAAAGACAUGCCCUCUCAGAAGAGCAGAGAGAUAGCAGCACUCAUCCAAGGUCUUGGAAAACCACCUGACAUCGACCUCCCCCCUCCACCAAUUCCUCCGCCUCUGGAGAGUCCCAGUCUACAGAAAAAGGGUGAUCUGGACAAAAUGAGUGAAUUGAUAUCGGGGCUGGCCCUGAGGCCUGAGGAGGAGAGUCCCUAUGAAGCUCUGUUUGAAGCUACCUCCUGCCAUUCUCUCGACAGCCUGACGAGCGGAAAAUCCUCAGACAGGGACUCCGGAAGACCAGACAGUGAAGCGGGAAAGAAAGAUCGCCUCGUCCUCUCAGCACAUGCUGGUGCUGGUCUUGAAGAAGAGGUGAGCUCAGAGGCUCUAUUUACCAAUAGCAGUAUUGAUGAGAGAGGAGAGCCUGCUGAAGAGGAGGAAGAUCACACAUACGAGUUGUUGCUGACUGCACAAACCAAAGUCCCACCGCCAAGCCAAAAGUCGCAGUUCUACAAAGGUAACGAUGAAAGCGGAUGCAUCCAGUCUUCCAACAGUGUCCUACCUCAGUGUAACGCCAAUGCCCUAAGUGAUCCUAUGGCCCUGAGCAUGGCAAAAAAUACACUUCACCCUCCCCAACGGGUGGGCCAGCGAGCAUCAGAAGAUAACUCCCAGCUCAGCCAGGAUCAGGGUCCUGGUGUCCCGGAACAAUUUACCGGCCUUCUUCACGGGUCCUCCCCUGUGUUUGACUGUCACGAGGAUCCCUUUAGGGUCCCAGGUGUCCUGCCACUCACUCAGAGCCAGCAACAGCCAAGAGCCAAAGCGAAAGAGCAAGCGCCACCUAGCCGUCCCAGUAUGGCUGCCAUCCUUACAGAUUGUGAUCCUAAAGCCAUUUAUGCCACUGUGAACAAGGAGCCCAGAGACUCAGGGUCGUUGUGUGCUGGUAGGAUGCGUCCUCCCGGCGACCUUAAGCUUGCCCGUAGUCUCUCCAAGUCGGACUCAGACUUGCUUGUGUCGCCUCCUAACGAAGAAGAUGGAGGACUAGGCAACCGAAGUGAAUCCGUUUCUAACUGUAGCAGUGGGAAGAAAAGGCUUGAGAAAUCACCAUCAUUCACCUCAGAAUGGGACGAGCAGACAGUGGCACCUUCUCCCAGCACAAAACCACCGGGCUCUAAAUCCCAUGGCAGCAUUGAGAAAAUCAUGACGCUGAUUGGUGCUGGCAUCGAUUUUUCCAGAGAUCAGCAAUACGCUACUCCAGGUGCCUCGGCCCGACUGCUAGAGCAGCCUGUGGGAGACUGGCUGGAGCUGGUGGGGCUGCCACAGUACGAGAGCAAGCUACUUCUCAAUGGUUUUGACGAUCUUCAUUUCAUGGGGAGCAAUGUCAUGGAGGACCAGGACUUGCGAGAGAUUGGAAUCACAGACCCAGGGCAUAGGAAGAAGAUCCUGCAUGCCGCACGGUCUUUACCUAAGGUCAAAGCGCUGGGCUGUGAUGGCAGCAACUCCCUCUCCUCCUGGCUAGACAAUCUGGGUCUGAACGAAUACCUGCACAACUUCCUAACCAGUGGUUACCGCUCGCUGGACUGUGUCAAGAAUCUUUGGGAACUGGAGAUUGUCAAUGUCCUUAAAAUACCCCUGCUUGGUCACAGAAAGCGCGUAAUUGCAUCAUUAGCCGAGAGGCCUUAUGAGGAACCUCCCAUCAAACCGCCUCGGUUGUCUCAGAUCAGGUGCCAAGACCUCCCUACAUCCCAGUCCUCGUCCUCUCUGGGUCAGAUGGAGCCUUACACAAGCCACUCCAUGGAUCCUCUUGUACCAGUAGGUGAACAAGUGAGGAAGAAAGUAGCAGACAGUGACUACGAUGACACCCAAAGACAUCUCAAUGAGCGCCGCAGAUCACAUGAAAGGCGUCGGGAACCCCGUCUGACCCUUCGACCGCCUAGUCUGGCGGCACCAUAUGCUCCGGUCCAGAACUGGCACCACCAGCCUGAGAAGCUCAUCUUUGAGUGCUGCGCCUAUGAAGCCAGUUACCUGGGUUCCAUGCUUAUAAAGGACUUACGGGGGACUGAAUCUACCCAGGAUGCUUGUGCCAAAAUGCGGAGGUCAACAGAACAAAUGCGAAAGGUCCCGACUAUUGUCCUCUCCAUCACAUACAAGGGUGUGAAGUUCAUUGAUGCAGCCAACAAAAACAUCAUUGCUGAACACGAGAUCCGUAACAUUUCGUGUGCGGCCCAGGACCCGGAGGACUUGUGCACGUUUGCCUACAUUACAAAGGACCUACAGACGAGCCACCACUACUGUCAUGUGUUCAGCACUGUCGAUGUGAAUCUAACCUAUGAGAUCAUACUGACACUGGGCCAAGCGUUUGAGGUGGCAUAUCAGCUGGCCCUGCAGGCCCAGAGGACCAAACAAAAGAAUCUCCCUGUGGGCACUCCUUCAGACGUCAUCGAUACCAAAUCCAGUCGACCUGUGCCCAGACCACGAAGCAGUGUUCGCAAAUUAGGGGCGGACCUUUUGGAACAGGAGGGAGAGUCACAGCCCCAGAGUGGCGCCACUUGGUUUGUGGACCCCAAGGAACCCAAGCGUACAAUCAGCACUAAGUACGAGACCACCAUUUUCUGAGUGGACCCCUCCAACACCCCCAUCUUCUUCACCCUUGGCCUGGUCUCACAUGCUCUCCUUUACCUUCCUCUCCUCCCCUGCGUGCCUUUCACUGCGACUCCGCCUGCCGCCACUCUGUCCAGAAUCUUCUCUUGCACACUUGUAGCUCUAAUCCUCUUCCAGCUAGUGUUCACCACCGUCGCCUCUGUUUACCACGUCUGCUCCCUGAACUCUCUCUGCAAUACUUCACCUUCUUUCCCCCUUGGUCAACAUCUCACUGUUGACUCUUGGUGAUAAGCCUUUUUUUUUUUCUUGUCGGUGCUUUUCCUGCUC